This is a messenger RNA of Colletotrichum godetiae, 1570 nucleotides long. RefSeq lists its product as uncharacterized. The transcript has 2 exons. NCBI's taxonomy places the organism in Eukaryota, Fungi, Ascomycota, Sordariomycetes, Glomerellales, Glomerellaceae. The coding region runs from base 83 to 1243 and encodes 386 amino acids. The record is from RefSeq and is a predicted model, not a curated record.
UUAAAGAAGAUGGAGGGAGAAUCUGGCGCCAAAAUUGCUAUUCGUGGCAAGGGCUCCGUCAAGGAGGGCAAAGGUCGUUCGGAUGCAGCUCACGCCAGCAACCAGGAGGAGGACCUCCACUGUCUCAUCAUGGCCGAUACAGAGGAGAAGGUCAACAAGGCUAAGAAGCUCAUUCACAACGUUAUUGAAACAGCCGCGUCCAUCCCCGAAGGACAAAACGAGCUCAAGCGCAACCAGCUUCGUGAGCUUGCUGCCCUCAACGGUACUCUCCGUGACGACGAGAACCAGGCUUGCCAGAACUGCGGCCAGAUCGGUCAUCGCAAGUACGACUGUCCCGAGCGCCAGAACUACACUGCCAGCAUCAUUUGCCGCGUCUGUGGCAACGCUGGGCACAUGGCCAGAGACUGUCCCGAUAGACAGAAGGGUGCCAGCUGGCGCAAUGACGGUGCAGGCAGAGGUGGCGAGGCUGGCCGCAUUGAAGGCGGAGACGCGGUCGACCGCGAGUACGAGGUGCGUUUUUCUGUAUUCCUUAAACCCGAACAAACCCAAUGCUGACUUCGACAAUAGCAACUUAUGCAAGAACUCGGCGGUGGCUCAGCCGGCGGCGCUGCUCCUGCGCGCAUCGAAGCUGGCCCUGGUUCCUACAAUAACAACGGACCCAGCGGCGGUGAUGCGAAGCCCUGGCAGCGUGGCCCUACCGGCGGCCCUGCUCCUUGGCGUAGCCGCAACAACGACUCGCGCGAUGAUCGUGAUCGGGGUGACCGCGACCGCGACCGUGAUGGUGGCGGUGGUGGCGGCGGUGGUGCUGCUCCCUGGGCCCGCGAUCGCAACCGUCGUGAUGAUCAUGGUGGCGGCCAUGGAGGUGGCCACGGCGGCUGCGGUGGUGACUACUACGGCGGCGGCCAAGGUGGCUACGGCGGUCAAUCUGCAGGCGCUGCUCCGGGUGCUGCUCCCUGGCAUCAGCCUCCCGGAACUCAGAACGGUUACGGCGGCUAUGGGGGCUACUCGGGAUACGGUGCUCCUCCUGGCAUGGCUGCGCCCCCAUCUGGCGUUCCUCCUCCGCCUCCUGGUGCUCCUGGUCUUGGAGCUCCUCCAGGUCUGGCUGGUGGUCUCAACGCACUCAUCCAGCAGUAUGCUGGAGGUGCCCCUCCCCCACCUCCUUCCGACAAUGCUCCUCCUCCGCCUCCCAGCGACCAACCUCCCCCACCUCCCCCUGGUGCCUGAAGUGGCUUUUGGAAGCUAGGUGGAAGAUCAGACGACUAACAUGGGCCCUAACAUCGUAUCUGCAUACCGACCACGUUGACAACUAACGCUCAACUAACAACCAAGGAUUCAUAUCAUGACUUCCAGGGUUGGACAAGUGUUCCCACUUACGCACGAACGUGUUCAUUUCACCUGACUAUCUAAAAACCCCAGUGCGGGCAGCAAGCACUUAACACAAAAAGCAGAAUCAACAAAACAGCGGACACAAGAAAGCAAAUUGUACGAUAGCGAUAGGAGGGGCAUUCUAGUGGGCACUAAUCCAUAGGCUUUUCUUUAUGCAUUUGUGCGUUCCUUUCAUAGCAAAAAU